ACUGGCCACUUUGAAAAGUUGUUGUUAACCGACGACUCUAUCCUAAACACAUACCACAGCAACACGGUAGUUUUACACGCAUCAGUUCUGAGAAUAUACACAGGACAAAAUGCAUCAUAGUUGUUACAUGUGGAUUUUAGUGAUCGCAACAGCGGUAUGGACGGAUACAAUCACAGGACACGAAGACAAAGUGGGGAUUAAAAGUCAACAGACACAGCAACAGCAACAAUCCGAUAUUAUGCAAACAAUGGCGGACGGUGGAGGUCAUCAGUCAAUUCAUAUGACAUCUCCGGCAGAGAGUUAUUUCAAUGAUCCGCUGGGUCCGUUGGGAUAUUUGGCCAAACGUGCACACAAGCAAUACGGAUUUGGGCUCGGCAAACGUCUUUAUCGGCAGUACGAGUUCGGGUUAGGCAAACGGUCAACGUCAAAGCAAUACGGAUUCGGUCUGGGUAAGCGAGCUGCACUUAAGCAGUACGAGUUCGGCUUAGGAAAACGAGCUUCGCCGACCUUCUAUAGUUUUGGUCUGGGACGACGGGCUUCGCCACAGUACAGUUUUGGACUCGGAAAACGGGUGUCGCACCCGUCAUUCUUGAACGUAGACGAUCGGGAAUCGGACUACACGUACAACGACUUGUCGGAGGAGAGGAAGAGGACAGCGGACGAUAUGGGUCAUGGCCAGCGGUUCGCUUUCGGGCUCGGAAAACGCGGUGCGGGGGCGGAAUGGGAAGACGGUGACGGUGACGGCGACGACGCGGCGCCCAUCUGGCACCCGGCCGUCAGGCGGGCUCGUCUGCAGUACGGUUUCGGACUGGGAAAAAGGGCUGACCGCGACUAUGACGCCGCUGCCGGUAUGGAGUACGCGGAUACGCUGCAAUUAGCCGACGACGUCGCCACCACUGACAUCAACAACUAAAAACAACGACAAAUUUUCAUCCAAACACACAACAGACACACACACAAAACACACACACAAAACACACACACAAAACACACACACACACAAACGAACAGCCGUAAACGUAUUAUAGGUGGAGAUUAAUUGAGUGAUAAGGGGGGGGGGAGCACGGAAGUUUAGCCUCCCGUUGCAGUUUUUUUUUUUUUAUUUUUAACAUUUGACAAAUAGGUAUUAUUAUUUUAUAGCAUGUAAUAUGGAAAUGAUCUGUCAUUAUGUUAAAAUACACAGUAUGCAUCUUUGGACCGACUUCCAAGACGUCUCAUCCUGGAAAUGAAAAUAAUUUAUUUUAUCAGAGGUGUUCGAAAACAACUAAACAAUUCGACAUGAUUUUGGUUAUUUUUUGCGUUAUUGAAAUAUCAUAAUGUAUUUGAACAUUGUUAACUUCAAUUAAAAAAUGACGUGUUGUGUGUAUCUUCGUGGUUAAUAGCAUAAAAUAACCAAUCUCUUAAUGGUAAUAUUAAACCUGAUAAUAAAGGGAACACAAACAUUUGAAACAUAGUGGUUCGCGUAUUUGUUUACCUUUUCAAACAAUUGAUUUGUUCAGAAAAAAAAAUGAAGUCCCACUAAUAUUCAAUUAAAUCUCCACCUAUGAAACGUUAACAGUCAUGCAUAAUGUUUUAUAAAAAUCAGUACCUACACGCAACUUGCAGAAACGUAUUAUUAAAAAAAAUUAAGAAAUAAAUUACAACAAUAAAAAAAACAGACCGAAGAUUUAUUUAUGAUUUGUUUUUCUUACAGUGCCAAAUUAUAAUUAAAAUAUUAUAUUGUGUGUAAUUUUACACACGUAAAACUUCUAUUUGCUUAUUAUUAUUAAUAUGAUUAUUUAAUAUAGUUUAAGAUUAUGUUUAGCUAUUUGCUAUUUAUGAUGUUAUAUAAUAUGACGUGAAUUUUAAGGAUGGAUUAUGUUUAAUUAAGUUAAAAUUACUUGUAUCAUUGAUAAUAGAUAGUCGUCCAUAUAUCAAUAAUUGAUUUUUAUGUAGUGAAAAUUAUACAUUUCUAAAAUAACCAAAUUUACAUACCUACAGUUUUACUGCGCGCUUCCUGGUAUCAGUUGUUUUGCAUAAUUUAAACGCAAUACCGCCUCGAACGUAGGUGCAGUGGCAGGUCAUUCAAUUUUAAUAUUAACAGUGAAAAAUCGUAGUAAGUCAAUUUGAACGAAAAAAACAAAUGUUUAAAUAUAAGUAUAUUAUAUUAAAUAUUCCUAACAUUGAUGUUAUUUUUUCUCUACUAUACUAUUUUACGAAUCCCAAUCGAUGUUUCGUCACAAGCAAUCAAUUAAAAAUUAAAAUCAAAUAAGAAAAAUUCAAAUAAA
Melanaphis sacchari is the source of this 2267-nucleotide messenger RNA. RefSeq names its product allatostatins. NCBI's taxonomy places the organism in Eukaryota, Metazoa, Arthropoda, Insecta, Hemiptera, Aphididae. The transcript has 3 exons. Bases 110 to 913 code for a protein of 267 amino acids. The record is from RefSeq and is a predicted model, not a curated record.